AUGCCUGGUCCUAAGGAGCCAAAGACCGAAGAGAUCAACCACUAUUUAAAGCCAAUAGUCGAUGAAUUGCUGCAGUUGCUUAUGGGGAUAACCAUCCUGACCUUUGAGUGCCCAGCUGGUGUUAAGGUACGUGCCGCAUUACAUAUGGUUGCCUGUGACAUCUCCGCUGCCAGGAAGACCAGUGGAUUCACUACCCACAACAGUACUUGUGCAUGCCCCAGAUGUGUGAGGCAGUUUACCAGGUUACCAAGCACCAAUCAGGUCGACUUCACGGUCUGGAAAACAGGUUGCAUGCUGAGGAGUGGAAGAGUGCCAGUACGCCCUCAGAAAGGCAUCAGUUGGAAAAUCGAAAAUGGUGUUCGAUGGUCGCAGCUGCAUCGCCUUGAAUACUUUGAUCUAGUACGUGGAACGAUCAUCGAUCCCAUGCAUAAUUUAUUCCUGGGGACACCAAAGAGAAUGAUGGAGCGGUGGAUAAAAGAAAGACUGAUAGACAAUAGAAAGCUAGCUACGAUGCAAGCAAUGGCAGAGACAAUGGUGGUGCCAAUGGAUUACGUGGUGUUGAAAUCGAAGAUCAGAAAGGGCUUUCCAUACAUGAAAGCUGAUGAAUGGAAGUCCUGGGUGCUAGUGUAUUCGCCUAUCUUGCUGAAGGCCGUCCUGCCAAUUGAAAUGUUCAGAAAUUGGAUCAGUUUUGUUGAUGCCUGCUGCCAAUUAGUAAAGCCAAGCAUCACGUUCUCUGACAUUGACGACGGCCAUAAAUUUCUUCAAGAAUUCUGUACUGAGUGCCAGCGUAUUUACACUCCAACUAUUCUCACCUGUAACAUGCAUUUACAUCUCCAUCUUUGCAAGACCAUCCGUGAUUUUGAACCAGUAUAUGGAUAUUGGCUCUUCGGGUUUGAGCGAUAUAAUUGUCUGCUAAAGAACGUGAAUACGAACAGAAAAGAUUCCUUUGAGGUUACAUACAUGAAUAGUUUCGUCCAAGAUACAUUCAAAGGUGAUUUCGUUCAUGCUGCUCUCACAUGCCCAAGCCAAGUACCGUUUCUUCCUCUUCUCGCCAAGCUUACUGCCACAGCUCAACCCUCCACUUCAAAAAAUACAAUAACUUUUCCCCAGCACCCGUUCAGACUAUCAGUCUUCAUCCAAGCAUACUCAAACCCUUCUCUUCCAGUCCUUGGCAAUGAACCUCUUUCUCCAUCCACAUUUCCUCUCCAUAUCGAACCCCCAUCAGCAAUGAGUGAUGUCGACUAUCCUCAUUUGCUUGAUUACUAUAAAGUCGCAUACUGCAUGCCAAAUCUUGAAGGUUACCAGCAUCCCUCCUCUCCAUUCUCCUUUGUCGACAACCAAAUCAUAAAGUUGAAAUCAAUCAAUUUGCUUGGUCAGGUUUACAAAGGCUGCAAAUAUGCUUCUGGUCGUGGCUCAUUUGUUCAAUCUCUGUUCCUUGGAAGUCAAGGCAAUAAUCGGUUGGCAUACACUGGCCAAAUUCAGUAUCUGUUUUUGCACUCUUUCACUCCACCAGUAGACAACACAGAGCUCCAAACACGUGUCGUUUAUCAAGAUAAACACGUGUUUGCAUUUGUUAAGUGGUUCCAGAUUGAGCAUGACCAUUCAAGAGAGUUGGAAAGUGUUGACAUCUGCAGUGCAGAUUUUAUUGCGUGUGAUUUUGAAUGA
Phycomyces blakesleeanus NRRL 1555(-) is the source of this 1665-nucleotide messenger RNA. RefSeq lists its product as hypothetical. The record is from RefSeq and is a predicted model, not a curated record. Bases 1 to 1665 code for a protein of 554 amino acids. The transcript is spliced from 2 exons. Lineage: Eukaryota; Fungi; Mucoromycota; Mucoromycetes; Mucorales; Phycomycetaceae.